AUGGCGCUUUCAGAGGGAUUGAGAAACUUGAAAGUCGCAGUCGUCGACGACAACGAAAUAAACCACAAGAUUAUGUGCAAAAUACUAUACAAGUUCUUGGGACUGAACGAGUCUCAAGUCGACCUGUUUCUCAACGGGCAAAUGUGCUUGCAUGCCCUUGCAAGAGCGCGCUAUGAUUUGAUUCUCCUGGAUAUUGAAAUGCCAGUCCUAGACGGCUGCCAAACAGCCAUCCAAAUCCGACAUCCCAGACCCGCGAUACUCGAUGUAAACCGGUCUAUUCCCAUCAUCGCCGUCACCACCAAUGCAAAGGAACACCAACGGCAGCAUUACCUGUCCUUGGGAAUGGAUGCUGUUGUAGGCAAACCAAUUGUGGAGCCAUUACAAUUUAUUGGGUUGCUGAAAUGUGUUUUGGCUGGGCAGAAGGGAGGCGAAUAG
Molecule: messenger RNA, 435 nt
Organism: Spizellomyces punctatus DAOM BR117
Lineage: Eukaryota; Fungi; Chytridiomycota; Chytridiomycetes; Spizellomycetales; Spizellomycetaceae
Exons: 3
Coding region: 1-435 (144 amino acids)
Biological process (GO): phosphorelay signal transduction system
Source: RefSeq, a predicted model, not a curated record